Messenger RNA from Ostrinia nubilalis (European corn borer), 1897 nucleotides. RefSeq lists its product as uncharacterized. The transcript is spliced from 8 exons. Bases 66 to 1373 code for a protein of 435 amino acids. The record is from RefSeq and is a predicted model, not a curated record. NCBI's taxonomy places the organism in Eukaryota, Metazoa, Arthropoda, Insecta, Lepidoptera, Crambidae.
UAAUCGAUACGCCCUGCUCAGGGCAGCUAGACUUUCUUUCCGUCGGCAGCCAUCAGCGGGUGAAGAUGUUUCCACCGGUGCUCCUGGUCCUGUCUUAUGUGCUCACUGUGUAUGGAAAUCUGGAAGGCCCGUUCCUGUUCUUCGGGCCCGAAUCGCUAGAAAAAUAUAAGAGGCCGGCCUUGAAGAAUUUGGACCAAGAUGACUUAAUGCGUAUAUACGGGGAGGAGGCGGCGAUCGUGGUGUUCAACAACCAGGAUUCGGUGCCGCUGGCCAGCGGGAACUUCCCACGGCUGCGGAAGAUGCUGGAGGGCCUGACGACCCUGGUGCUGCCUCAAGACUUCCUCGACGUCCAUCCGGACUACAUCAGCAAUGAGACUCAGAUGCUGACGCUGCAGGGCCCGUGGUCGGAGCGCGACGCGCAGAUGACGGAGACCUUCGCGCGGCUGCAGGACAUCUACGGCAGCGGCAGGGUCUUGGGCAUCUUAGGCAACUCGGUCUCCCAGGGUCCUUCCCUGGAGUACUCGGAGCCGGGGUCAUGGGCACGCGCGCGCCGUGAGGCCGACGCGAGCGCCGAGCCGCCCGCUGACGACGAGAAGCCGCCCAAGGUGCUCCAGCGAUUCGCGCUGUAUAACGCCACUGGUCCUCCCGGUCGCAGCGCUCUUCUCUACUCGACCGGCUGGCCCGAGAUCCGCUGGGCCAACGGCUCCGUGACAGUCCUGGACACGCCAGUCGGGGAGCCCACCGUGAAGCCCACCCGACUGUACACCAUCCUCGUGGUCCGUUUCGCUGACGGAGACUCCAGGGAUAAGAUCACCCUCGAGUUCAGCUUCAAGCAGAGCGCGGGCUGGUGGCAGGCGGUGGGCGUGGAGGUCAAGUUCGGGGUGGAGCCCACUGGCCUCAACCUCAAGGCUCCCUCGCCGCCCGACGCGCCGUCAGCCGUGUUGGGCCAUUCGUACGAGUGCUCGCUCCCACUGGAGUACUCCUCGGAGGAGGCUACGUUGCUCUUCCCUGAUGUUUUGAUGCAACCGUUUAUGGACAACACUGAAAAGUUUUCGGAUGCUUUUAACUGCAUCGGAUUCACAACCGUUCCUAUUUGGUGUGACGACUACAACCACCGUUACAUGAAAACUCUACCAGUAAAGAAGCAGUUCCCGGAGGAGCCGACCUUCUUCGGAAAAAUGCUGCAAAAAAUCAAAAAGGCUUUGUGUGAGUGGGCGUGUGGCAGGCAGCAAGAGACCAUGUCUGGUCUCUUCGUGAGCUCCAUGCUCAUUGCUGGCCUGGUGGUGUCCAUCUCCAUGAUCCUGGACAUCAAGACCAUGGACCGCUUCGAGAACAACCGGAGCAAGCAACUCACCAUCACCGUUAGCGAAUGACUUCACCAAUUUUUACCAAUAUCCAUUAAUGUUGUUGUCUAUGUCUAUUCGUAGCAGGUAAGUUUAAAUAGUUAUUAAGGGAUUUUGUAAAAUUUAUUGAGGUGGUCAGUAAGCUGUUCAGAUUCUGUGACAGGAUCUCUUAGAUUUGUAAUUAAUCAAUGGGUGCGUUUGGCGGAAAAAAAGCGUUUGGAAGCGCUUGUAAGCUAAAUGGCGACCGCUACGGUGGCUUCAGGAUCAUUGGAUUCAUUAAUGUUUAUUGAUUAAUUCAGUAAUGAUUCUUUCGGUUAAGUUUUGACAUUAAUUUGUAAUUUUAUAAUUUAUGACAUUGGCUAUUAUUUUGUUUGUAUUUGAUAAUUAGAAAGAUUGACAUUGACAUAGACAACUUUGUAAUACCAAUUGAUUUAGAUUUUUAUACAAAUUUGUUAAGAAUUCGUAUGCCUAUACGGCAGAUCAUAGUGGAACCUACUAACCCCUAACAACUUUGUACCUAUGAUAAUGACGAAUAAAUUUCAUUUUCAUUUCCA